This is a messenger RNA of Mesitornis unicolor (brown roatelo), 568 nucleotides long. RefSeq names its product collagen alpha-1(I) chain-like. The annotation marks the transcript as partial. NCBI's taxonomy places the organism in Eukaryota, Metazoa, Chordata, Aves, Mesitornithiformes, Mesitornithidae. The record is from RefSeq and is a predicted model, not a curated record. The transcript has 8 exons.
GGUGAGCCUGGCAAACCCGGUGAGAGAGGUGCUCCUGGCCCCCCUGGCGCUGUUGGUGCUGCUGGUAAAGACGGUGAAGCUGGUGCCCAAGGUCCCCCCGGCCCUACCGGUCCUGCUGGAGAAAGAGGUGAACAAGGUCCCGCCGGUGCUCCUGGCUUCCAGGGUCUGCCGGGCCCCGCUGGCCCCCCCGGCGAGGCUGGCAAGCCCGGGUGUCCCCGGAGAUGCUGGUGCCCCCGGGCCCGCUGGUGCCAGGGGUGAGAGAGGUUUCCCCGGUGAACGCGGCGUCCAAGGCCCCCCCGGUCCCCAAGGUCCUCGUGGUGCUAAUGGUGCUCCUGGUAACGAUGGUGCUAAGGGUGAUGCUGGUGCUCCUGGUGCCCCCGGGGGCCAAGGCCCUCCCGGUCUGCAGGGUAUGCCCGGAGAACGUGGUGCUGCCGGCCUGCCAGGUGCCAAGGGUGACAGAGGCGACCCCGGUCCCAAAGGUGCUGACGGCGCUCCUGGCAAAGACGGUCUGCGCGGUCUGACCGGCCCCAUCGGCCCCCCCGGCCCCGCUGGUGCUCCCGGUGACAAG